Messenger RNA from Symbiodinium natans, 1443 nucleotides. The record is from the annotation of a GenBank genome assembly. Lineage: Eukaryota; Dinophyceae; Suessiales; Symbiodiniaceae.
AUGGAACUGGCAACCGAUGCGACAGCUCAGCGACUUCUGCACCAGCUUCUUUCUGAGGAGCAUGGCGAGGUGCUCAAUGACGCGAUGGCUGUUUCCUCGACCCGUGACCUGCAGUCCUCCGACGAAAGCUUCGAAGGGUUGCAGCCGCCAUUGACUUCGCUGGGCGCUUUGCUCCAGAAGGUCGUUGAGCAGCAAGAGCAGUCAUCUGGCGCGAUUGCUUCCCACGUUGCAAGCCUGGAGCGACAGAUACGCAAGCUGCAAAAUCAGUAUGAAGUCAAGAUGCAGAGCAAGGCGAAGAGAAAGCGCUUUCUCACAUCGUCUUCCACAAGCCCCAUCAGUCCAAAGACCAAGAAGAAGCAAAAGGUUCAGGAGGCGUUGUCUCCAAGGCUGUGCAUUGAGAAAGUGCGCCGGAACCUGGACUGCGAGUUCUUCAAUGUGGCUGAUGAAGAGAACGUGGGUGACCAGCAGGACCAAGAUGUCUGGAGCAUUGACGACUGGAGCGGCUUUGAACCGGCUCCGAAAUCCCAGACGGAGAUGGAGGGUCCGCAUGGUUGCCACGAGCCUGUCGAGAAAACAAUCGUCGCCAUCGCGGACAAUGGCGGUUUGGAGGACACGAUCUCCUCGCAGUCGCUGCCACGGAGCUGCAGCUCAGAGGCCUCGGCGACGGCGUCUUCCCAAGCAGUUGGUGCUGUGGCAUGGGAUCCCAAGGGGCUGCUGUGGCCAGAUUUGCUGCCGUGCCUUGAUGUGCACGAUUUGAAGAGCUGGCGCCAGAUCUCCCAGCAGACAAGGAGCCCGAAGGCCUUGCUAGAGCACGUGGCCGAAAUGGGCAGCAUUGACAGGCCUGCAGCACUUCUUGCUUUUCACCAUGCCGGAGGCGAUCUCGAACAGCGGAAGCAAUACGCUUGUCGUGGUUGGUGUUUGGGCCUGGCACUUGUCCGAUCAACCCAUUUUGCUGAAGCUGACGCACGCCGCAUCGUCGAGAAGAACCUUCGAGACUUGCUUUGGCACUGCCGUGAUGCGGAUGCGUCCGUGCGUGAGGCUGCGCACGGGGUCCUUGACCUGCAUGGAGUGGGGGGCCUCCCUUUUGUGCAGCAACUGAUUGCCGAAGACAUGCUCGGCCUGAUGGAGGAGUUGUUGUUGGAAUCCGACGACAACCUCCAGAAGGUGCUGGACUGCUUGCAUCAUCUUAGAAGUGUCGUUCGCUCACUUACCAAACUUCAGCGACAGCAAUGGGUGUCCAUCUUGGUCAGAAUCUUGCACCAUGACAUUGCGCACGAUUGCCAGAAGGAACUAAUUGGAGACCUGCAGAUCCUUUGGCUGAUUGACAGUGAUCCCAGCCGAAGCUUCGCAGAAGCAGAGAAACAGCUCUGGAAUCUUUACAAGACGAAGAUCACCAGUCCAGAUGUGCAUUAUGAUCUAUUUCAAGUCCUGCGUGGUUGCUGA